CGACGGGACGUCCUCGAUUUCGUGACUCCCUCGCCGAUUUUCGAACUAUAUCUGGACGUUACACCGCCUAUAACUUGGGAACCGGCAUGCUCACACGUAGAUAGAAACCUCCCUAUCUUUCUCGUCUCUUUUUCAUUUUCCUGAAACCCUACUUCGCUAGGGUUCUCGCGUUCCCUCUCCCCCUCUCUUACCUCCCCCAUUGGAAAUGGCAGUCUCUAUUCCUCCGGUUCUAAAACGCUACUCGUUUCCUCUUUUCCUCUUUACCCUCGGCCUCUUCUUCCAGAUCGCCGUUCUCCCUUCCUCCUUCCCCCCCACCCAUUACCAGGUGCUCGGCGUGAAGAGGUAUGCAUCUGUUGAAGAAGUCACAGAAGCGUAUGACAAACUUUCAACCAAAUGGUUCUCAGGCUCAACGCCCCCAACUACUAUAGAAUUCAUCAAGAUUCGCUAUGCAUAUGAGAUGUUGACAAAUCCUAUAUGGAAGAGAGACUAUGACCUUUUUGGUAUUGAUGAGCAGCUGCAUGCCAUCGAGGAACUUAAAAAACAUUAUGAUGGGGUGGACUUUUCAAAAAUUGAACUACCACUGUUGAAUGCGUCUAUAUCUGACUCGGCGAACCAUGGCUUUAAUGUACUCACACCUGAGGAGUUCGUUUCUAUUACUGGGAAGAGAAAGGUGGUGCUAAUACAAGCUUAUUCAGUUGGGAGUUCUCGCUGUGCCCAAUUCCUCAACAGUUGGAAGAGAAUCGCUAAUUUACUGGAAGGGGUUGCUGAAACUGGUAUGGUGGAACUUGGUGAUGUUCAGGUGGCUGCUUACCUUGCUGAUAAGAAGUAUACCAGGCAGCCAUUUUUUCGAAAUGGUCUACCUGCCCUUGUUGCGUUUCCACCUGACUGUAGAAGCACAGACUGUUAUGUGAGGUACCAAGGAGAACUCUCAGUAUAUGAAAUUGUUGAUUGGAUGGCAACAAAUAUACUUGGUUUACCUCGCAUAUAUUACUAUUCAAAGGAAGCUUUGGCUCCCAAAUUCAUGGCGAAGAUUGGUCAACAUAAGGUCAAAGUUAUUUGCUUCUCAAAAACUGGAGAACGUGCUGCUCCAUUCUUGCGCCAAGCUGCCAAAGAUUAUUGGACUUAUGCAUCUUUUGCAUUCGUUUUAUGGAGAGAAGAGGAUUCUUCCAUUUGGUGGAACUCAUUUGGCGUGGAAUCAGCCCCUGCUAUUGCAUUUCUAAAGGAUCCAGGUUUAAAACCUGUUGUGUACCAUGGAAGCCUAGACAGCUCAGAGUUUAUAACCAUCAUGGAAGAGAAUAAACACCAAGAACUUCCCCAACUAAGGAGUGUGACAUCUAUGGAGCUAGGUUGUGAUGCAAGAGGUUAUUCUCGAGCUGGAAAUGACACUAAGAUCUGGUAUUGCGUGAUUGUUGCGGGGCGCCCUAGCCAUGAGCUAAGUAAAAUGCGUGAUACCAUGCGCAGGGUCCGCAAUGUAUUGAUGGAUGCUGUUGAUCCAGAUAAUGCCAACAAAGUUAACUCUUCAGUUCAAGCAUCUGCUGCUGCAUUAAAAGAGAAUCGCCUGACAUUUACAUGGCUUGAUGGUGAACUUCAGAAGAAAUACUGUUUGUUUUACCUCUUUUCGGAUGAUGCCUAUGAAACUUGUGGGCCGAGGAGGUAUGGAGAUCUUACUGAUGUGCCUCGGCUAUUUAUUGUGCGCUACAAAAGAAAUUCAACAGAAGCAAAUCUUGAGGUCAAGAAAUGGCCAAAAAGUAUAUGGGACACUCCUUCAGAGGAGAAUGCUAAUGUUGCCUCCCAGCUCGUGGCAAGGUACAAGGGUUCACAGGACAUUCAUGAGAUUGUUAAUUGGAUCUUGGAGAUUGUUGAGGAUGGUGACACAAAAGAGCUUCCAUAUUCUACUCAAUCGACUCCAGAUCUUAUUCCUGAGGAUGCCAACCCAAUCUGGUCAAGGAGCACCCAGGGUAUGCUUUCUGCUCGCAAUGCUGUAAAAGAGAAGAUCCAGAGCAUUGCUUUCUAUAUUGGUGAUUACAUGAGAGACCCCAGAAUUGGUCCUGGCUUGCUGUUAGGUGCAUGCAUAUCCUUGGGUAUGGUUUGGCUGCAAAACAGUCAAACAACCCAACCUACUAAAAGGGAUGAAGGAACAAACAGUAGAGGAGCCAGCAGGAGACGUAAAAACACAAGCAGCUUAAACCAUGAUAGGCCCCCAUCCAUCACUGAUUCUGAACCAAAAGAUGCAUAUCAGAUGCUAUCAACAGACUCUGACUCAGAAUAGGUGGCGUUCGUAUGGGGUGCUAGAAUGGAGCAUAUAGCGCGCAGCAGCAACUACUGCAGAUUUUAUUCAGAUUUGCCCGUCUAUAUUUAAUGUUAGACUGAAAUUUAAGCAAAAUUUCUGCCAAGGUGUUUGAAAAAAUGUCAUUUGUUCGAUAGAAAUGCAAAAUUUAUAAUCGAUGAGUGUCUUUCCAAACCACGACAAGAUCGGCAUAAACUCUUAACUACCUUUCAAAAGGUGACAUGAGAGUGAUGAGUCGUGCAGAAGAAAUGGUAGCGUUUCUCAUGUAUCCCUGAUUUCUUAUUUAUCUGAAAGGUUGUACUUGCAAGUGCUACAAUCUUCAAUUAUAAAAGAAAUCAAAUUCCUUUGAAACA
Phoenix dactylifera (date palm) is the source of this 2640-nucleotide messenger RNA. Its product is annotated as DNAJ heat shock N-terminal domain-containing protein. Lineage: Eukaryota; Viridiplantae; Streptophyta; Magnoliopsida; Arecales; Arecaceae. The record is from RefSeq and is a predicted model, not a curated record.